Urocitellus parryii (Arctic ground squirrel) is the source of this 955-nucleotide messenger RNA. NCBI's taxonomy places the organism in Eukaryota, Metazoa, Chordata, Mammalia, Rodentia, Sciuridae. The record is from RefSeq and is a predicted model, not a curated record.
ACCGAGAUGAGUGACAAGCAGUGUGCACCCAAGGCACUGCUCAGACAGGCGGUGUGUGUGGGGUGCUGUGUGUGCGCAUGCAUGUGGCAGGGGGCGGGGGGGCCUCCUGCUGCACUGUCCGCUGGAGAUGGGGGGCGAGUUUCUUGGUGACGCGCGGCCCUCACGUGACCCGGAGCUGCAGAGCGACGCAGCCCAGGGUGCAGUCGUCACUCGCGUCUGGCUACCAGCUCCCCGCUGCCCUGCGCACGGCGGGCUGGCAACGGGCCCGGGGAAAGCGGAGCAGAAAAACAACCAGAAAAAAAUCUCAUCAUGGCAAAUAUCCAUCAGGAAAACGAAGAAAUGGAGCAGCCCGUGCAGAAUGGAGAGGAAGACCGCCCUUUGGGAGGAGGUGAAGGCCACCAGCCUGCAGGAAAUAAUAGACGGGCACAGGCCCGCCGACUUGCCCCUAAUUUUCGAUGGGCCAUACCCAAUAGGCAGAUCAAUGAUGGGAUGGGUGGAGAUGGAGACGAUAUGGAAAUGUUCAUGGAGGAGAUGAGAGAAAUCAGGAGAAAACUUAGGGAGCUGCAAUUGAGAAAUUGUCUGCGUAUUCUUAUGGGGGAGCUCUCUAAUCACCAUGACCAUCAUGAUGAAUUUUGCCUUAUGCCUUGACUUCUGCCAUUUUCCAUGAGAUUAAUACUGUGAUUCCCACUGUUUUCCUUUUCCUUGCAUUUUCCUGAUAUGCCUUUACUGAUCUGUUUGCUGUGAACCUUAUGUUAUUUCCAUGUCUCAAGUGGGUCUUGCGUUGCCAGCUUCUGACUGAAGAUUGCCUUUGCACCCAGCCUAAGUUUCUGUCAACAGUAGAGUUUUACCCAUUUGCAUGGAAAAAUGUAAAGUUAAUAAAGCAGUUAAAAUCAAUCUAAAUAUUUAUUGUCUCAUUAAAAUAUAUGCACACACAUAUAAAUAUAUUAACUAAAAA